CGUGAACACCUCAGCGCAAUGCGCUUAUCCGCCGAAGCCGUACAGGGUGCGGCCCUGACGCUUGAGGGCGUACACGACGUCCAUGGCCGUCACGGUUUUUCGGCGAGCGUGCUCCGUGUAGGUGACCGAGUCGCGGAUGACGUUCUCGAGGAACACCUUGAGGACACCGCGGGUCUCCUCGUAGAUUAGGCCGGAGAUACGCUUCACACCGCCACGGCGUGCGAGACGGCGGAUGGCGGGCUUGGUGAUGCCCUGGAUGUUGUCGCGAAGGACCUUGCGGUGACGCUUAGCGCCGCCCUUGCCGAGUCCCUUGCCGCCCUUGCCACGUCCAGACAUGUUGCUUGAGUUGGUUGGUUGUUGCUUGCUUCUUGCUUGUCAGAUUGCAGAAUGAGCUUCCUGGAGGGAGGGAGACACCGCGCCCUCCAGUUCAAUUCAAAUCCAUCGGGUGGUGUCCUCCUCGCCUGUUUUCCCGCCCUCUUUUGCGCGCGCAGCCUCGUGACACAUUGGGGCGACCGGCCUGCAGUCUCCUCUGUCCCCGCGGGAACUCCUCUGAUUGGCUGCCUUAGCCUCGUCUUCGUUUCUUCUCUCUGAUUGGCGGAACGCCACCAUUCGCCUCUCCCACUGGUCAAAAAUGCGUUACUAACCUCUGCGAUUGGCGGAGCGCCCCGAUGCAGGAGGGGACUUUGCAGCCAAAUUUGGCGCGGCAGCGCCUGGUCUCCCCCCCCAACGUUUGAACGGCCCCGCCCUUCAAGUCAUUCCCCAAUUUGCUCAGCUCUCAACACUCGACCGCCCAGCAACCGAAGCAACCAUGGCCCGUACCAAGCAGACCGCCCGCAAGUCCACCGGUGGCAAGGCCCCGCGCAAGCAGCUCGCCACCAAGGCUGCCCGCAAGUCGGCCCCCGCCACGGGCGGCGUCAAGAAACCGCACCGUUACCGCCCCGGUACGGUCGCUCUGCGUGAGAUCCGUCGCUACCAGAAGUCGACGGAGCUGCUCAUCCGCAAGCUGCCGUUCCAGCGCCUGGUGCGCGAGAUCGCCCAGGACUUCAAGACGGACCUGCGCUUCCAGGGAUCGGCCGUGCUCGCCCUGCAGGAGGCCGCCGAGGCCUACCUCGUGGGUCUGUUCGAGGACACCAACCUGUGCGCUAUCCACGCCAAGCGUGUCACCAUCAUGCCCAAGGACAUCCAGCUGGCCCGCCGCAUCCGUGGCGAGCGCUCGUAAGUUGUCUACCGUCCUCGGUCAGUGGUAACUGCUCGUUAAGAGCACAUUCACGCAACCGGUGAGCUCAUCCUCUCUGCGUCGGCUCGCUUGAGCUGACCUACUUUCAUCCUGGUGUUUUUAAACACCACCCUUUACGAAAGAAACCAAACGAGUAAUUGCAGUUUAUACGAGCAUCAGUAGUGGAGUACAUUAGUGCAGCGCGCGAGGAACAGCAUAUUGCUGGCGGUGAUGAAGGGCUUGAGAGAAUUUUCGAACUCAAAUUCAGCGUUCGGAAAGUCACGAUAGAUGCAAGCAGAUACGUGUUGCAUGUAGAGUUAAUUCUCGUAUACUGUGUUGAUGCUUUUACGCCCGCAGCCGUUGAGAAGAAUCGAACUUCACUCCGCAGGCAACACACCUACAGGAGACAUCAACGUUAGCCCUUUUGCGUGGUUCUACCAGCGGGAGCUCACGCUAUGAGUACUUACGGAAAGUCGUCUUCGGUAGCGACAGCAGUCUGUAAGCAGUAGUAGCAGUACACAUGCUUGCACGACGUGAUGUACGGCGUCUGUGGCGGCGAAAUGCCACAGAGGCAGCACGCCGUGGAGCACGUGUCAGCAGAAGGCAACCCCCCCUGCAACGCCGAGGUCGUGCGCAGGGUGCUCCACGUCAAGAAAGGCAAAACAAAGUUGCCAAACUCCUGCAAUCAAAUCAAGUGUCAGCCUUGUACGUGUAGUCAGCCAUACCAUUGAUGAAGUCGCACCAUCAAUCCGUCCCAAAGCAACUGACGGGUCAUGUACUCAAAGUUGAUCGAACGGGGCGCUGUCGACGGCGAAAUACUCUCCUGCAAUGUGCAAACAAUAUAACCAUGUAAGCAGUCAUUCAACCUUUAGCAAUGCACACAGUUCAAGGUUGAAGCGUACCAUUUUCAUGCCCAAGCAUCUCUCAGGCAGCGAUCGAUACGUCCCCUUGCGCAGAAAGACGAGCAGGUUUACAAACUGGCACGUGAUCACAAGCGUCUCCAGCUUCUUCAUCACAGUCAGAACCCGCUCCCGAGAGCUUCCGCGCUCAUCCGACGUGCCACCAGCUCCUCUGGCCGUCCACCGGGCGGACGAGAGGUAUCGAGACAAGCGCUUCCACACGUACGGCACCCCAACCGACAGCAAGAAGAAGGCGCCCACACGUCGUCGCGUCAGCAGGUGCGGUGCGUACCGCACGUUCUCCAGCUUCAUGCCUGGCGUUGGCUGCAGCACAAGAACAGUUAGAUCACUCAUGGAAUUAUUCACGAGAGAAUAAAAUACCAGCGCCUCGCACCCUUCCCAAGCCCGUCGUGAAGGCGAACAACAGCGCCCCAAGAGCCGCAUCGAUCUCCGGCUUGAUGCGGUCCACGACGCCUGGCUCAAACAUGCUGAACAUGCUCUUCAUGGGCGUCUUGAGCAGACCGAGGAUCUCCGAGUCCAGGAUGAGCGCGUCCAACUUGUUCACGCGGAGGUUGCUCGACGGGCCACGCAGCGACUGGUACGGCACGCGCAGAUUGGGGUCAUCACCGUCCUUGGGGGCUGU
Messenger RNA from Phytophthora sojae, 2758 nucleotides. RefSeq lists its product as hypothetical. Gene Ontology annotation, cellular component: nucleosome. Bases 809 to 1219 code for a protein of 136 amino acids. Gene Ontology annotation, molecular function: protein heterodimerization activity; structural constituent of chromatin; DNA binding. The record is from RefSeq and is a predicted model, not a curated record. The transcript has a single exon. Lineage: Eukaryota; Oomycota; Peronosporomycetes; Peronosporales; Peronosporaceae.